CGCUGUCGCUGCACACCUUGCACUGAAUUUGGCAUUCCUGACAUCGCGCGCUUCAAGGUACAACCUCUGCGCCUUUCCAAGAGCAGCACGAUGCCUUCUCCAGCAAAAGUUGGCAGCGCGAUCCCCCGCCCGCUGUCCGAGCUCUCACCCACCGAGAAGCGCCGGAACUCGCCCAGCUGGAAUCAAUCGAACAAGAAAAUGGCACUCACGGACUCGUCACCAUUCCAGUCGUCGCCCUUGGAAAACACCACUUCCCCGCGCAUGUUCUGGCAGAACCGCAGCUUUAACUCAGAAAACAGCUACGACGGUCGUUCCGGCUCACCAUCACCGUGUCGCCGAUCCUCCAUUGAACGCCUCCAAAAAGCUUCACGCGUCAAAAACAGCAACAUUCUCGCCCUUGAGCAGAAGCACGAAUACGAUCCGACUAGGGUCCCUCAGAUCGAGCGACCCCUGGCUAAAGUCCAGGGCAACGCUUUCGGUGGUAGUGGUACCACCGGUCCCCGCUCCGAGAACCGCCCUUUUGGCCACCAGAGGAACGAAAGCAAGACCAGCAUCCCCGUCCUGAGCCCUUCCAAGACCGCCCCAGGUCCCAUGAGCCCACCCAUGCGCCCGACGACCCCCAGCAAGGAUCAGCCAUCGCCUAUGAAGUCUUCGCUGUCGAGCCGCUUCAAGAGCAGCUUCGACCCAGAGGCCGGUACCUGGACCGAGGUGUCGGGUGACGAGCGCGACCUCCCCGAGGGCAAGUCGCUCCACCGACACCAAAAAAGUGUUACCUUCGACGCAGCCCCUCCCCAGGUAAACGAGUAUGAGAUGACGACACCCGACCUGUCGUCCAUUGGGAGCAAUUCGAGAGAAGGCAGCUACGACUCAGAGGAGGAGGAUGACGACGACGACGACGAACAUUACAUGGUCCACGGUAGCAUCGACCCGGAUGAUAGCUUCGACGCCUCGCUAGAGGACACCGACAAGACUCCCGUCAUGGGGCCGGAUGAGUGGAGGCAGAGCCACGACGAUCGUUUUGAGAGGAGCCCUAUGCCCGACGAGCUCCCGUCCACUCAGAGGCCGCCUCACCGUCGCACCGACUCGUCCAACUCAAACGGCGAGAGCCGGCCACUGCCUCCUCUUCCCGGGAUGGGCCCGGCCGCCCGGAGCUUGCCUUCGCCUCCGCCCGCAUCGAGCACAUCGCCCGAAGCCCAUAACAUCGGAACUGGCAGGAUGCCCCUUGAGGAGCGCCUUAAGCUCAUGAUGCUUUCCGACGACGGAAAGACGGCGGCCGAGCAACAGCGGGAGCGCCGCAUGAGACGCGCCGGUCCUCGCGCGAGCGUAGAGAGCCAGACACCCGAGCGCGAGAGCCGGAGCCCUAGCGUGCAGCCUCAUCCGGCGGAAUGUGAGGAGGAGGAAGACACCGUUGGCGAGUUGUCGUGCCUUGAGGAGUACCAGCUCCCUCCCCGCAUCUCCCGGGAGUCAAUCCUGCGUCGCGUGAACGGAAAUAAGCUUUUCGACCGCGAGGCCGACUAUCAGUUCUCGUCGCCGGCCGGCCCCUCAACCCCUGACCACGCCCUUCCCUAUGAUCCGGAUGUGCCCAUUCCUACUACGGAGGAUUCUCUUAUGAUGGACGAGGACGACGAGGACGACGCCGCUUCCGAUGAAGGCAGCGUCAUCAUCAACCGCAACAUCGAGGAGGACUACGACGUCGAUUCCAUCACCGACAUGUACCAGCGUUCCGAGAUGACCGAAGAUGAUGAUGAGCUUGAUGACGACAAGAUGUCUUACGACGAUGAUACCGAGAGCCAGUACUCCAUUGAAGAGGCGCCUCAAACCGACAAGGCACAAGAACCCGAGGAGGACCAGGUUCCAACCCCACGGGCGACAACUCCGGUGGAUGAGCCCCCCGUGGCAGCCGCUCAGGAGCAUGAAGCACCGGCAUCGUCGGAAAUUCCAGACCGGCCUGAGGAGAACGCCUUCUCUGCGAGCUUUGAUUCCUGCAUGCUCGCCAAACCAGAGGAGCCAGAAGCUGCUGCCGAGCCCGAGAAGCCGAGCACGACCGAUGCUCAACGGCCCUUCACGCCCGAGCAACAGCUCACAAGAUCACUUACCAAGCCUGAAUACGAUGGAUCAGGUUGGGGCGAGCCUGAGGAAGUCUCGGAUGACCCGGGCACUCCCGAUUCCGUUAUCCACCAUCCAAUCGCCAUUCCGAGCAUCGAGGAGGAAGCAGCGCGCCACUCUCCCGCGAUCCCGGAGCAAAUAGCGACCAUCAAGUCGGCGUCCGGCUCCAAGCUCAAGACGCGGCCCUCUGCCACACCAUCAGAUCUUGCAUCCAUGCGAGAGGCUCGCCGCCAGGUCAGCCGUGAGAUUCCUCCGAUUCCGGAACGUCACCGCAACCGCAUCUCGCGCGACAUGGAGGCCGAUAUUGGCGAGGUCACCAGCGACUUCCUUGAGCGCCACCCAAGUUUCAAGAAGCGCAGCCUGACGCUCGAUCUUGACCUUGGCCUCAGCCUUGACCAGGACUUUGAUCGGGUUAUUGAGGCUCAAAAGCGCGGCUACCUAAUGCGCCAGAACACCAAGAUGGUCACCGCCAGUGACAAGGAUUCUGAUGAUGUUCGUGCCUGUCGGUCUGCGGGCAAUUCACCUGUGAAGGCGACCCGGCCGCAGUCGUGGACUGUCGAGCCAUGGAGUGGCGGCCAGAGGAAGCGUAGUAUCCGGAAGCGACACCCCGCCACUGGCCCCGUUCCGCCGCUGCCCGGGCAGGAGAGCAAUGCGGCUGCGGUUGGUAAUGCUAACGAGGAGGACAUGGCCGUCGAGAUGGCGACCGAGGAGAGCGGAGAGAGAGGCAGGCUCUUUGUUAAAGUGAUGGGAGUCAAGGACCUUGAUCUGCCGAUUCCGAAGAACGAGCGCACCUGGUUUAGCUUGACGCUUGACAACGGUGUCCAUUGCGUGACAACUGCCUGGCUCGAGCUCGCCCGCAACGCGCCCAUCGGGCAGGAGUUCGAGCUGGUUGUACCUAACGACCUGGAGUUCCAACUCACCCUCAAUGUCAAGCUCGAGAAGCCUGCGCCCGCUCCCCUCAACAAGAAGGCCCUCCCCUCCCCCACCAAGACCUCCAAGCCCAAGACGUCUGCUUUCAGCCGUGUGUUCGCCUCUCCCAAGAAGCGCCGCGAGAUGGAGCAGCGCCAAAAGCAACAAGAGGAGGAGGAGCGGCUUGCCGCCCAGCGCGAGGCGCAGGCCCGCCAGAUGAUGCUGAAGGCGUCGCAGCAGCCCAGCGGAUGGGAUCUGCUCAGCCCCCUAGCGGCCGAGGACGGUAGCUUCGCGCGCGCCUACGUAUGUCUCAAGGAGCACGAGCCGCGCUGCUUCGGCCGGCCGUACCUCGUCGAUGUGGCGGCCUUCAACGAGUGGGCGACCGAAGAGGCCGGGUUCGCGUCCAGCGUCAAGAGCAAGCGCGGCAACGCGGCGGGCGCCACGACGGGCGGCGUGAUCCGGCGCGCGCCGUACAAGGUCGGCAAGCUCGAGUUGCAGCUGCUGUUCGUACCGCGCGCCAAGGGCGCCACCGACGACGACAUGCCCAAGAGCAUGAACUCGUGCAUCCGCGAGAUGAAGGCGGCCGAGGAGCGCCUGGCGCGCUGCUGGGAGGGCCACCUCAGCCAGCAGGGCGGCGACUGCCCCUACUGGCGCCGCCGCUACUUCAAGCUGGUCGGGGCCAAGCUCACGGCCUACCACGAGGCGACGCGGCAGCCGCGCGCGACCAUCAACCUCGCCAACGCGAAGCGGCUCAUCGACGACCGGCGCACGCUCAUGGAGAAGGAGACGACGGGCCGCGGCGGGCGCCGCCGCCGCUCCGCCUUCGCCGAGGAGGAGGAGGGCUACAUGUUCGUCGAGGAGGGCUUCCGCAUCCGCUUCAACAACGGCGAGCUCAUCGACUUCUACGCCGACAGCACCGCCGACAAGGAGGGCUGGAUGCGCGUCCUCGGCGAGGUCCUCGGCCGCGACAGCUUGGGUUCGGCGGUUGAUGGUGGUGGCUCGUCUGAGGACCUCCUGACCGGUGCCCCCGGCAGCCGCAUGAAGGGCAAGUGGUGUGAGCUGGUGCUCAAGCGGGAGGAUACCCUCAAGAAGAGGGCUGAGGGGAGGAGGGUACAUUCCCGCACUAAGAGCAUGUACGUGUAGGGGUUUUCUUGCGAUGAUGAUGGGAUGAUGAUGUCGGGUGUUGGGGUUGGGUUAGGGUUGGUUGGAUGGACAUUCGUUGUUGUUGUUGUGGUGUGGGAUGGACGGAGUAUUCAUGUGGAGUUCGGUUUGUUGGGAGUAUACUGUGUAGGGAAGCAUGAGCCAGGGGAGUUGAUGAUGAUGAUAUGUGGG
This is a messenger RNA of Chaetomium fimeti, 4347 nucleotides long. RefSeq names its product cell division protein anillin-domain-containing protein. Bases 91 to 4158 code for a protein of 1355 amino acids. NCBI's taxonomy places the organism in Eukaryota, Fungi, Ascomycota, Sordariomycetes, Sordariales, Chaetomiaceae. Gene Ontology annotation, molecular function: GTP binding. The record is from RefSeq and is a predicted model, not a curated record. The transcript has 4 exons.